ACAAUCUGUCAUGAAGCCCUCUGGUCCAGUGCAUACGGAGUUCCCCUCUGCAUGCAUGUGUAACUAGUUUUGAGUGGGUGUAAGGAAGUGAUUUGUGUAUAUAUGUCAGCUAUGUGUAGUAAACCCUCAGUGAGGUGUCACUGCAGCUCGUAGCAAAGCAACUGUUGUUGGAAGAGGCAGCAUGAAGCUGACACACAUUUUAAAAGAUGCCUUUACAGAGGAUUCCCCUGAAAUCAUUGGACCACACCGCAUCCAGAUGCGAGCAUGUCCAGGAAAGCGGCUGGUUCUUAACUGCAAGGCAUAUGCAAACUGUGAGGAGGAUCUGACGCUCAUCUACUGGCUGGUCAAUGGCUCUUUCCCUGAAACAGCCUACACCAAUGGCAGAGUGGCUGAGACAGAGGAGUCGACACUGGACGGUGGUGCAAUCCUGCAGAGGAGUUUGGUGCUGAAGAACGUGACACCAGAGGACCUCAAAUCCACAUUUACCUGUGUGGUGACAAACCCUGCUGGGACUGCCCACAAGUACGUUACACUAAAGCCCGCGAGAAGUAAAUUCAGAGCACACAGAGCCUGAUUGGCCGAAUGUCCCGACUUUCACGACUCUGCACGCUGUUAUCUUGCAAACUGAAUUACAAAUGCACAUGAUCAAAAUAACUGACUUUGUACUGUGACACUACUGUAUGCAAAUCCAUGCACACAGGUGAAGAAACCUAUACUUGAUUGUAAUCUUGUUCUAUUGUAUUUCUGUCAAAUGAUUAAGUGUUCAAAUUGCUGUUUUUUAUGGUACUUGACAAAUGUGUCUUCUGCUCUCCAUGACUACUGUCAAUACAAUAUUUCAACAAAGUUACCUGCUAUGCCUGCUAGCCUCAUUCUGGUGUCUUUGCUUGGCCAUUUCGUAUUUAUCACUGAUACAUAUUUUAACCAUACAUGAUGAGCAUACACGGAACACUUUAUGAUGAAGUGUGCAAUGUUGCUGGAUCCCUGUAUUCCCUAUGC
This is a messenger RNA of Myripristis murdjan (pinecone soldierfish), 996 nucleotides long. Its product is annotated as interleukin-1 receptor accessory protein-like. The record is from RefSeq and is a predicted model, not a curated record. The transcript is spliced from 5 exons. The coding region runs from base 182 to 574 and encodes 130 amino acids. Lineage: Eukaryota; Metazoa; Chordata; Actinopteri; Holocentriformes; Holocentridae.